Messenger RNA from Aureobasidium uvarum, 1788 nucleotides. The record is from the annotation of a GenBank genome assembly. NCBI's taxonomy places the organism in Eukaryota, Fungi, Ascomycota, Dothideomycetes, Dothideales, Saccotheciaceae.
AUGGAUUUAUCUUUGCAAGCACUUGUCAACGAAUGGCUACGUCUUGAUCAAGAUGCCACCACACGGUCCGAGAUCGAGAAACUUGCCGCCGAGAACAACGUAGCUGAACUCCAAUUGCGACUCUCCAAGCGUAUCGCCUUUGGAACUGCUGGUUUGCGUGGAAGGAUGGAGGCCGGUUUCUCACGCAUGAAUUCUCUCACCGUCAUACAAGCCUCGCAAGGGUUAGCCGAGUACCUGCUCAAGACCAGCCCCAAUGUCAAAUCACAAGGUGUCGUUAUCGGAAGAGAUGCCCGCCAUAACUCCGACAAGUUCGCCAAAUUGGUCGCUGCCGUCUUUGUAGCAAAAGCCGUACCCGUCAAAUGGCUAGGCCAAGUACACACCCCGCUUGUACCUUACACUGUUGGCCAUCUGGGUGCGGCUGCUGGGGUUAUGAUUACUGCCUCACACAACCCAGCAGCCGACAAUGGCUACAAAGUAUACUGGGGAAAUGGAUGCCAGAUCAUUCCACCACACGACGCUGGAAUUGCUGCAUCCAUCGAUGCAAACUUGGAGCCAAUUACUUGGGAUGUGAACAUUCUUGAGCAAGGAAGCCCUCUUGUUACCAAUGCACUCCAGCAAGUUGAGGAAGGCUACAUGGCCACUGUUGCCAAAAUCGCAUCAUUUUCGAGUCCAGACACCUCUUUACCCUUUGUCUAUACACCCAUGCAUGGCGUUGGACUUCCAUUCUUCACGUCGGUGAUAAAGCAACUGGGGUUGGAGAGUAAGAUGCAUGUCGUCCAAGAGCAGGCGCAUCCAGAUCCUGACUUCCCGACCGUCCGCUUCCCGAACCCCGAGGAGAAGGGAGCCCUGGACCUNGCAAAACAAGUUGCAGACCAGAACAGUGUCAAGCUAAUCCUGGCGAACGACCCCGACGCCGAUAGAUUUGCAGCUGCCGAGAAGGUGGAUGGUGAGUGGAGACAGUUGACUGGCAAUCAGAUGGGUGUUCUACUUGCCUCGCACGUGUUGGACACAUACCAGCCUAAACAGAGUAGCAAGGGCCUGGCAAUGUUGUCAUCAACUGUUUCCUCAAAGAUGUUGGCAGCUAUGGCUGCUGCUAAUGGCAGGUUUCAUUGGGAAGAAACAUUGACAGGGUUCAAAUGGCUAGGAAACAGAUCUCGAGAGCUGCAACAACAAGGUUACGAUGCAAUGUUUGCUUACGAAGAAGCCAUUGGUUACAUGUUCAGCGAAGUGGUGUUUGACAAAGAUGGCGUAACCGCGGCCGCAGUCUUCCUAGCAGCCUGCGAUCGCUGGAACAAGCAAGGGCUCUCACCCUGGGCCAAGUACAACGAGCUCUGCAAAGUGUAUGGCUACUUCGAAGAUGCCAACACCUAUGUCGUUUCACCAUCUUCGGACGUCACCAACGCGGUCUUUGAACAGAUACGACAAACCAAGCCUACGAGUGUUGGAAGCCGCCGUAUCCUUCGUUGGCGCGACUUGACCAUCGGAUAUGAUUCUGCGACACCCGACAAUAAACCCACAUUGCCAGUCGAUAAGAGCUCGCAGAUGAUAAGCUGUGAGUUGGAGGGCAAUGUACACUUUACCGUCCGCGGAUCCGGAACUGGUAAGUCUGCGUGCGAUUCGAGGGAACAUAGAUCACAUGCUGACACUCACAANGAACCCAAGAUCAAGUUUUAUAUCGAAGGCAGUGCAAGCACAUCACAAGAAGCAAAAGCAUCAGCUCAUGAGGUUCUCGAGGACUUGAUGAGGGAAUGGUUCAAGCCCGAAGUGAACAAUCUGAAGAGAGAGUAA